Messenger RNA from Thamnophis elegans (Western terrestrial garter snake), 1005 nucleotides. RefSeq names its product mitochondrial ribosomal protein L40 (gene MRPL40). The record is from RefSeq and is a predicted model, not a curated record. Lineage: Eukaryota; Metazoa; Chordata; Lepidosauria; Squamata; Natricidae. The transcript is spliced from 4 exons. Gene Ontology annotation, cellular component: mitochondrial large ribosomal subunit; mitochondrial ribosome. Bases 64 to 675 code for a protein of 203 amino acids.
AGCAGCAAUCAGAGCCGGACGGCGGUCCGUCCCUUGGAUUGGUCCUCCAUAGCGAACGGAGCCAUGUGGGCUCGUGGUGCGUUAAACCUCCUCGGGAACCGGGCGGGAGGCGCUUUAUUUCGUUCUCAGUUAAUCUGGAAUGGACAACUUCGUGCGAACCACUGGCAGUCUUCCCUCUUGGAACUGAGAACAGCCCUGCCCAUGAGAGCUGAGCCCCCGAGGAAGAAGAAAAGGGUAGAUCCGAAGCAGGACUUCGCUCAAAGAGAACGGCUGAAAAAGAAAAUUAGAAAAUUGGAAAGAGCAGCUCAAGAGUUGGUGCCCAUUGAAGACUUCAUCAUCCCAUUCAAAUUCAUGGAUGAAAAAAGGGUCCGAGAGGCUGCCCCGCUGUCCCUCGACGAAAGGGAAAAACGAGCUAAGCUUUUGAAGCAGUGGGCUGCCUAUAAGCAACGACAGGACAAGGCCGAGAUGGACACCAUGAAAACACUGAUCGCCGCUCAAGAACAGGCUUUGAGGGAAUUGCGCCUGGAGUCGGAAGAGCUGUACCAGGCAGCCAUUCUGCGGGAUGAUUGCUUGUUUCCUUUCGACAGGCCAGAGCCUCUGCAUACACCCCCUCAGGCUACCUACGAAGCCCCCGAAGGGAAAUGCAACGAUCUCACUAGAACAUACACGUACUGAUUUGGGUUGUGGGAAGAGCAACACCGCCAGCAAGCAUGUAAACGUGCUAAAUUAUGUUCUGCCUGACUUUUUCUUAGAUUUCAAGCACUCGCCCGAUGUAGAGGUUAUACAAAGGUUAUGUACAGACAUCCACAGCAAACUGCCAUGUCUUAGUAAUCGAUUACCUUAACAUCUGUGACCUCACCUAAUUAUUAGAGCCAGGUGCUACCAGGAAAUGUUGUGUUAUGUGAAGCUUCUACUUUGGCUGGGAUGGUCUUGGAGAUUGACAAGGAGAAUAAGCCAAUAAGAUGCUGUUGAAUAAACUAUACUUGCCAAUAUUUUUGCCUGACA